Trichosporon asahii var. asahii CBS 2479 is the source of this 1242-nucleotide messenger RNA. RefSeq lists its product as uncharacterized. Bases 1 to 1242 code for a protein of 413 amino acids. The transcript is spliced from 3 exons. Gene Ontology annotation, molecular function: glutathione transferase activity. Lineage: Eukaryota; Fungi; Basidiomycota; Tremellomycetes; Trichosporonales; Trichosporonaceae. The record is from RefSeq and is a predicted model, not a curated record. Gene Ontology annotation, cellular component: cytoplasm.
AUGCUGUCAACAACAGUUCGCUCUUUCACAACUACUUCUUCAACUCUCCUCCCUCGCAUCGCGCAUCCGUCUCUCUGCGCCGUUCGCAACUUCUCCACUCGCGCCAACAACACCAACACUACCAACACCACCCGGCCUCUCGCCAACUCCAAGUCUCUCCCUACUCAAACUCUCCGCACCCUCUCGUCCACAAGCAACAAAAUGGGUCUCACCGACUGGGCUUCCAAGGACGGCUCGUUCAAGCGCCAGGUCUCGUCGUUCCGUGACCACAUCGAGCCCAACGGCAAGUUCCCUGCCGAGAAGGGCCGUUACCACCUCUACGUCUCCUAUGCGUGCCCGUGGGCGCACCGCACGCUGAUCGUGCGCAAGCUGAAGGGCCUCGACGACUUCUUUGACUUCUCCGUCGUCCACCCGCACCUGCUCGAGGGCGGCUGGCACUUCGAGACGCCCGAGGACGCAGCCAAGCCGCCUGCGCCCUGGAGCGAGCACUCGAACAAGACCUUCCCGGGUGCGACGGCCGACAAGCUGUACGGCAAGACGCACAUCGCCGAGCUGUACAAGAAGGCUGAGCCCGAGUACUCUGCGCGCUUCACGGUCCCGAUCGUGUGGGACAAGCAGACGGAGACGAUUGUGUCCAACGAGUCCUCCGAAAUCAUCCGCGAUUUCAACAGCGCCUUCAACGGCCUGCUCCCCGAGGGCAGCGCCGAGCGCGAGCUGGACCUGUACCCCGAGGAGCUUCGGGGCGAGAUCGACGCGCUGAACGAGUGGGUCUACGACGGCAUCAACAACGGCGUGUACAAGUGCGGCUUCGCGACGACGCAGGAGGCGUACGACGACGCCAUGGACAAUCUCAUCAAGUCGCUCGACCGCGUCGAGGAGAUUCUCAGCGACGGGCGCGAGUUCCUCGUCGGCGGCAGACUCACCGAGGCCGACGUCCGUCUCUACACCACCAUUGUCCGAUACGACCCCGUGUACUAUGUCCACUUUAAGACCAACUGGGGCCAGAUCCGCCACGACUACCCCGCCCUCAACCGCUGGCUUAAGAAUCUGUACUGGAACUACCCCGCUUUCAAGGACACGACGCACUUUGACCACAUUCGCGAGCACUACUUCUACUCGCACACCCAGAUCAACCCGAGGCGCAUCGUGCCCAAGGGCCCCAAGCUCGACAUUGAGCCGCUCGGCGCCGAGAAGCGCAAGGCCGAGGACGUCGCUGGUAGCAACAAGGCGGCCAAGGUCUAA